GCAAAGUUUAAUCUUUGCAAUUUAUCCCGGGUCUAAAACCCUAAACCCACUCAUCAUCGCUGAAAGUAGAGAAAUAGAGAGAUACAGAGCACCCCAACCCAUCAAUCAUGGCCACCACAACCGAUGCUGGUGUGGAAGCCCUAAACCGUCUCAAAGAAAUAGAUCCACCUUCGUUGCUCGCACCUAAUCCAGCGUUGUCCCAAACUGCUCGUACUGCAUCGCAAUACCUAUUCUCCUCCCUCAGACCCUUCUCCCAAAAAUCGCCAUUAGACCAACUCCUCGUCGACGGUUACGACGCUGAGCAAAUUUGGCAUCAAAUUGAUAUCCAAUCACAGCCACUUUUGUCCACCCUUCGCCGCCGGUUGAAGCAGCUGGUUAACAAUCCUGAAGAGAUUUCGAAGUUGAAGGCUCCUUCCGAUGUUGCUAACAAGGCUGAGCCAAAGAAUAAUCAAGACGAGUGGGAGGAAGAAGAAAGCGAUGGUUUUGAUGAGGAAUUGGAUGAAGGUGAUGAAGAUGUGGAUGAGGAUGAGGAAGGAGUAGAAAAGGAGGAGGGAAAAGGAGAAGAAGAAGGGAACGAGGAUGAAGACGAGGAAGAUGAAGAAAGCGCAGAGGAGGAUGAAGAAGAGAAAGGUGAAGGUGUUGGCAUCGAAGAUAAAUUUUUUAAAAUAAAUGAACUGAAUGCGUUUUUAAAGAAGGAGGAGGUAGACAAGGGCGAGCAAGACAGUGAAGAUGAUGAUAUGCUCGAUGAGGCUGGUGAUUUUGAGAUGGAAGAGGAUGAUGAUGAUGAAGACGAAGAAGAAGAAGAAUUAGAAGAGGAAGAAGAAGAAGAAGAAGAGGAAGAGGAAGAAGAAGAGGGCAAGGAAAAAACAAGGUAUGACGACUUAUCUGGAGAUAAAGUGAAGAAGAAUAAGACUCCUUCUACCCAUGAAAAGCAGCUGGAAAAACUUCAAUCAAAGAUAGCGCAAAUGGAGAAAGCUAACGUAGAGCCAAAAACUUGGACUAUGCAGGGUGAGGUAACUGCUGCAAAGAGACCCACGAAUAGUGCAUUGGAAGUUGAUCUUGACUUUGAGCAUAAUGUUAGACCUACUCCUGUAAUCACUGAGGAGGUUACUGCUUCACUUGAGGAUAUGAUACAGAAAAGGAUUAUUGAGGGAAUUUUUAAUGAUGUUCAAAGGGCUCCUAAAUUGCCAUCGAAAGCGCCUCGGGAAGUUAAAGAAUUAGAUGAUAAUAAAAGCAAGCAGGGUCUUGCCGAACUUUAUGAGCAAGAAUAUGUUCAGAAGAUUGAUCCCACUUCGGCUCCAUUGUCAUUCAAAGAUGAACUAAAAAAUGAGGCAAGCAUGCUGUUUAAGAGACUCUGUCUGAAGCUGGAUGCCCUUUCUCAUUUUAACUUUGCUCCAAAACCUGUUAUAGAGGACAUGUCCUUUCAAACUAAUGUACCUGCUCUGGCAAUGGAAGAGAUUGCUCCUGUGGCUGUUUCGGAUGCUGCUAUGCUGGCCCCUGAGGAGGUCUUUGAUGGUAAGGGUGAUGUUAAGGAAGAAACGGAACUUACACAGGCAGAAAGAAAAAGGAGGAGGGCUAAUAAAAAAAGAAAAUUUAAAGCUGAGGAAGUAAAAAGAUCCGAAAAGAAGGCACCAGUGAAUGCAGUUUCUAGCCAAGUUAAUGGCUAAGACCCAUAUCAUAAUCAUAUUUCAGUUACUUACGGAAGCUGCACAGCUAACAACAUUAAGUUCACAUGUAUCCCGUGUGAACCAGAAGUAAAAUAGGGAGAAUUUUUGGGGUCAACCUUGAUCCACGAGGGUGGGGAUUAGAGUAAAUUUGAAUGCUCUAUAUGGUUGCUGUUUCCGUUGUUCCUUGACUUUAUAGUUAUAUUGGUAGGAAAUUCACUAUUUAUUUAUAUUUACAACUUUAUAGCAGCUGUGGUAUUUACUCUGCAAUUUUUGUAUUCUUUAAUUUUAUUGACAGCUGCUUAUGUUGUAUUGUUUCAUCAAAGGUAAUAACAAUUAUAAAUUUCUGAACCAAUUAAGAGAAUUGUUGGAAUA
Messenger RNA from Cicer arietinum (chickpea), 2039 nucleotides. RefSeq names its product M phase phosphoprotein 10. Gene Ontology annotation, cellular component: Mpp10 complex; nucleus; small-subunit processome. Gene Ontology annotation, biological process: rRNA processing. Lineage: Eukaryota; Viridiplantae; Streptophyta; Magnoliopsida; Fabales; Fabaceae. The record is from RefSeq and is a predicted model, not a curated record.